AUGGAUUCCGACGACGACUUCAACAGCGCCCAGUCGAGCGAGGACGACUUCAUGGCCGACGAUGACAGCGACAUGAGCCUGGGGGACGCAGACUCCGACCUUGAGGUCGAAGAAGCCGACGUUGCCUUCGACUCGCAAGACAAGGACAUCAAGCCGAGCAAGAAGUCCUACGAGGUCGACUUCAAGGUCUACAGCCCUGGUGAUAUCCAAGCCUACCAGAACCGCGUCGUCGACGAGGUCUCGCAGAUCCUUGGCCAGCCCGCAGAGUCGACCGCCAUCCUUUUACGAUAUGCGCGAUGGAACAAGGAGAAGCUCAUCGAGCAGUACAUGGACAAGCAGGAGGAGCUGCUCGAGGAUGCUGGACUUGGCGACGAUGUCGUGGGAGCUGUGAAGAUUGCGAAAGCAGGCCCGGACUUCAUGUGCGACAUUUGCGCCGACGACGAUCCUGACCUAGACACCUUCGCCAUGAGGUGCAGCCACAGAUUCUGCGUUCCGUGCUGGAAGCAAUAUCUCUACACCAAGAUCAAAGACGAGGGCGAAGCAGCGCGCAUCAAGUGCCCAGGCUCCGACUGCAACAGAAUAGUGGACUCCAAGUCCCUGGAGCUGCUGGUCGCCGAAGAUCUCAAGACCAGGUACCACGUCUUGUUGACCAGGACGUAUGUCGACGACAAGGAAAACUUAAAGUGGUGUCCUGCGCCCAACUGCGAGUAUGCUGUAGACUGCCCGGUGAAAUUGAAGGAUCUGCUCCGGAUUGUGCCUACAGUCGUCUGUGACUGCAAGCACCACUUCUGUUUCGGGUGUUCGCUGAACGACCACCAGCCGGCGCCAUGCGCUCUGGUGAAGAAGUGGUUGAAGAAGUGUGAGGACGACUCGGAAACAGCCAACUGGAUUUCAGCCAACACCAAGGAAUGCCCAAAGUGCCAUUCGACGAUCGAGAAGAACGGAGGCUGUAAUCACAUGACUUGCCGAAAGUGUCGACACGAGUUCUGCUGGAUGUGUAUGGGGGUGUGGUCGGAGCACGGCACCAGCUGGUACAACUGCAAUCGCUACGAGGAGAAGAGCGGCCACGAGGCGCGUGACGCGCAGGCAAAGUCGCGCCAGUCCCUUGAGCGCUACUUGCACUACUACAACCGCUAUGCGAAUCACGAGCAGUCCGCCAAGCUUGACAAGGACAUCUACCUCAAGACGGAGAGAAAGAUGAUGCAGCUUCAGACGUCAUCAGGGCUGUCGUGGAUUGAGGUGCAGUUCCUUGAGCAGGCAUCACAGGCUCUGCAGCAGUGUCGUCAGACGUUGAAGUGGACCUACGCGUUUGCGUACUACCUCGCCCGCAACAAUCUGACCGAGAUCUUCGAGGACAAUCAGAAGGAUCUUGAGAUGGCUGUUGAAAACCUCAGCGAGAUGUUCGAGAAGCCUGUUGACCAGCUCGGCGACCUCAAGGUGGAGAUGAUGGACAAGACGUCAUACUGCAACCGCCGACGGGUCAUUCUUCUCAGUGAUACAGCAGAUAAUCUGAAAUCAGGCAACUGGGAAUUCAACGUGCAUCUCUCAGGCUGA
Diplodia corticola is the source of this 1554-nucleotide messenger RNA. RefSeq names its product ring finger protein. The record is from RefSeq and is a predicted model, not a curated record. Gene Ontology annotation, cellular component: ubiquitin ligase complex; cytoplasm. Gene Ontology annotation, biological process: protein polyubiquitination; positive regulation of proteasomal ubiquitin-dependent protein catabolic process; ubiquitin-dependent protein catabolic process. NCBI's taxonomy places the organism in Eukaryota, Fungi, Ascomycota, Dothideomycetes, Botryosphaeriales, Botryosphaeriaceae. Bases 1 to 1554 code for a protein of 517 amino acids. Gene Ontology annotation, molecular function: ubiquitin conjugating enzyme binding; ubiquitin protein ligase activity; zinc ion binding. The transcript is spliced from 4 exons.